Penicillium taxi is the source of this 1542-nucleotide messenger RNA. RefSeq lists its product as uncharacterized. The record is from RefSeq and is a predicted model, not a curated record. NCBI's taxonomy places the organism in Eukaryota, Fungi, Ascomycota, Eurotiomycetes, Eurotiales, Aspergillaceae. Gene Ontology annotation, cellular component: membrane. Gene Ontology annotation, molecular function: transmembrane transporter activity. The transcript has 17 exons. Gene Ontology annotation, biological process: transmembrane transport. Bases 1 to 1542 code for a protein of 513 amino acids.
AUGAAAGACCACUUACAGGAUGAUGAUACGCAGCUUGCUGCUAUGGGUCAUAAGCAAGAGCUGAAGCGUCAAUAUUCUACAUGGUCAAUGCUGGGAUUGGCGUUUUCUGUACUUAAUUCAUGGACCGCACUAUCAGCCAGUUUAUCAAUCAGUCUUACAUCUGGUGGGAGCACUAGCGUAAUCUGGGGCCUGGUGACUGCUGGAUUUUGUAAUCUUUGCAUUGCUGCUUCUUUGGCCGAAUUUCUUUCCGCCUACCCAACUGCUGGUGGACAAUAUCAUUGGGUUGCAGCCAUCGCGUGGCCAAGAUGGGUCUCUGCUCUUUCUUGGAUUACAGGUUGGGUCAAUGUUGCUGGAUGGGUUGCUCUCGUUGCAACCAAUUCACUGCUCGCUAGUCAACUCGUUGUGGGUAUCAUUUCAGCCAUGCACCCGACUUACUCGCCACAACGAUGGCAAGAGUUCCUCAUCUAUGUUGGAUUAACAUUAGGAGUUUUCUUAGUCAAUGCCUUUAUGAACUCCAUCCUUCCAAUAAUCUAUCGCGGUGCCUUCGCGUGGUCAAUCGGUGGAUUCAUCGUCAUUUGCAUCACUGUAUUGGCGUGUGCCUCUCCUAACUACAACUCAGCCUACUUUGUCUUUUGCAAAUUUGUCAACACAACAGGCUGGCCUGAUGGUGUCUCCUGGCUGCUUGGAUUGCUACAAGGAGGACUCGGUGUGACAGCCUUCGAUGCUGUUGCUCACAUGAUUGAAGAGGUUCCAAAUGCAUCAGUUGAAGGGCCAAAGAUCAUGGUAGCAUGUGUAGUAAUCGGUACCUUUACCGGCUUUAUCUUCCUAAUGGUCCUGCUCUUCGUGGCAGGAGAUAUGACAACAAUUACCACUUCUGCAGCUGGACCCCUUCUUCAGAUCUUAAUUGAUGCCACAAAAAGCAAUGCAGGCGCAAUCUGUCUUCUAAUGUUGCCCAUUAUUUGCCUGAUUCUUGCAAUCCUGAGCGUAAUGACAACCAGCAGCAGAAUGAUCUACGCCUUCGCAAGAGAUGGUGGACUUCCAGCGUCUAAGCUCUUUGCUACUAUCCACCCCACCCUCAGGCUACCACUCAAUGCUCUCAUUUUGACUGUUGUGGUGGUUAUCUGCUUUGGUUGUAUCUUCCUAGGUUCUUCGAGUGCAUUCAAUGCCAUUAUUUCUGCAUCAGUGGUGGCUCUAGAUCUAUCAUAUGGAAUACCAAUUCUUGUCAAUAUCCUCCAAGGACGCAGAGCUCUCCCGGAUAGAAAGUUCAAGCUGCCCAACGCCGUAGGAUGGUUUGUUGACUUGGUUUCUUUGGCAUAUAUCGCUUUGACAACUGUGUUGUUCGUGUUCCCUCCAUCAAGCACCGUCACUGGAAGUAGCAUGAACUACUGCAUUGCUGCAUUUGCCGUUAUAAUCAUCAUUUCUGUGUUCCAGUGGAUUGUUGACGGACGGAAGAACUUUACCGGUCCUCGAUCUGACAUGACUAUCGAUGCACUGGAUAAUCCAUCUGCUCAGGAUGAGGAGGUGCAGAUUUAUGAAAAAUAG